AUGCGACGGAGUCCCAAGACCGUUCUCCCGCCGGAGAGGGUCUUCUCCAUACAGAUCGGGACAGAGCUAUUUCGUCUUUCUGGAGCGUCCAUUGCAUCCGAUGCUCCGUCCUACUUCUCUCAAUUCUUCGAAGAACAGAUUCGUCAGAACGGUGACAAUCCCAAUAUCCGAACCCUAUACAUCGAUCGCGACCCAACCACGUUCAAAGAGAUCGCCAAACAUCUACAGGGGUAUCACAUCCAGCCGACCAACGGCUCGCAGUUCGUCAAAUUCUUUGCCGAUGCUCAGUUUUACAGCUUACCACGCUUGAUAUCGCAGCUGUUUGAGUCACAGAUCUUCAUCCAGAUUGGCGAUCGCAACUUCCAGAUCCCGCGCGACAUCUUCUCCGGGCCGGGCGACUCGCCGAACUUCUUCUCGUUGGGCUUCGCGGCUUUCUUCGCCUCGCCCGCCGAGGUGUUUCCAGGCCUGGUGCGACAGGGUCUUCUCCGGCCGCCAGCCAUCACGCCACCCAGCGUGCCCAAUCGCUCCGGGGAAGUGUUUGCGCAACUCCUUCACCUGUUACGGGGGUACCCGUUACGCAUCCGGAACGAGGAGCAUCGCGCGGAGCUCCUUCGGGACUGUCGCUACUUCCACUUGCGGGGGCUCGAGCAGAAGAUCAUCCCCCAUCAUAUCAGUUACAAUCCCAUCUUGGCGCGAGACGAGAUCAUCAUCCGUCUGGAAGACGUGCGCCGGUCGGGCGUCCAUCUCGAGCAGGGUGACAACGCGGGUGGUAGCAGCUGGGUGCGGUACUCGCGUCCGUUCGUCGACGAAAAGAAAUACGACCUAAUCGUCGAGAUCGGCGACGAAAGCACUAUCCUCGAUCUAUCCACCAAGCAUCCUUCCUUCCUGAACCUCACCAAAUCCCGCGUCACAAGUCUCCUUCAGAUCGUGGCUAGCAAGAAGCUGGCGGAGCUGGGGGAUCUCUCUAUCAGCGACGAGCAAGUAUGGUUCGUGACGGGGCCGGAUACGUGCCUGAUCGUGGACGGGGAGCAGACGAGUUUCCGUGACGUGGUCGGAUACUCCACACCAGAUGCAGGCCAGACGCCGCAGGAGUUCCAGAAUAAACGGAGACGGAUUGAGGAGUCCGCCAACAGCCGCGUCUGGGUCGUGCGGACGGGACAAUGGCGGAUCUGUGUGCGGCCGAACGUGAACCAAGGAAGUCUGGACUUCCUGUUGCGGGCAGUCAAGUUAGAUGUCUAUACCCAGGAGACGGUUCGCAAUCGCGGGCGACCAUUCUUAGGAUCGUGA
Aspergillus homomorphus CBS 101889 is the source of this 1287-nucleotide messenger RNA. RefSeq lists its product as uncharacterized. The record is from RefSeq and is a predicted model, not a curated record. The transcript has 4 exons. Lineage: Eukaryota; Fungi; Ascomycota; Eurotiomycetes; Eurotiales; Aspergillaceae. Bases 1 to 1287 code for a protein of 428 amino acids. Gene Ontology annotation, biological process: protein homooligomerization.